ACAUACCGCUUGCCAUAGAUACAAAAUGUAAUUUUCAAUUCACUUCCAGUUUCCAGUUAGACUUUAGAUAUUUUCAAGUGUUUUGAGUUGAAUACAUACAUGAACGUGCAGUAGAGAGGUGAAAAAAUGUAAGAUGGCGACGCGGCGUCAGCUCGGUGUCUACAAUUUAUUUUCAGUUAGUUCUCUUCGAGCGUUUGCGCAGCCACACUGCGCUCCGUGAAACGUCUAGUUUUCUUUGUAGCGAGUAUGUCGUGAAGUGCAAUAACUUUUAUCGAAGACAAAAAGCUGAUUUGAUGACAUUAUCGCGUUGAGAAAAAAUGUGGUGUUGUGAUAAAGAUGGUAAUUACGGUAACUGACGGUUGAGUUACAGAUACAGUGCCCUUCGGAACGGUUAGUUUUCUGUGAAAUACUGGUUCAUGCUGAUAUAUAUGUAACUAUAUAUGGAAUACUAGAUGCAUAUGAUUAUGUGAAUAAGCGAGGAUACAUUGUAGUUGCGUGCAGUAGUUAAAGUUAUGGAACUGAAUCACCUCUCAUCACGAAAAAUGUCACGCGAAGAACGAAGAUACUCAAUUCCACAUGGUCCCAAUACACCAAUUCCACCAGCCGCAUCUGAAGACCUUCACGCGUGGUCUAUUUACAGAUCCACACAUUUCAGACAAAACCUCAAUUCUGAUUUCACCGAUUCGGCGCUUGGAUCAUCCGACAAAUCACCGUUGCCAUAUGGAAAUUUUCAAUUGCGAGAUACAACAGUUCAGUCGAUACUGAAUCAUCCACGAUAUGGACCAAAGUCACCGUUAGGUUCUAACAUGUAUGCCUACCUUAAAUUCGGUCUGCCACGAGUGUUUCCACCAAAUGCUGGGUCACAACGAUCUCACAGACCCGGUCCAGGACCUGGCGGACCAGGACGAGGUAGGAUUAAUCGAGGAUUUCGAGAUAGUACUGGACAUGGAGCAGGUUCAUCGGGUUAUGACAGCAGCGAUAAUGAGACACCAAGUAGAGCACCACAACAUUUAAGAAAAUACCGAAGCGAAUCCGAUUUUCGAGCCAUUGUAGGAAUUGGUGGAUCUCGACCAAGUUCGAGAGCAGCGCAUGGAAACAUUCCACUUUCUGCAUUACGACAAGCUAACAGUCGAGCAAGCAUAGCAGGAACUCAUGUAAAUCAUCAUCAUGUGCCAAAUGGAAAACACUACGGUCAUCGAUCACACAGUGAAGCUGAUCUCCUUGGUACCGACAUUGGUUACGACUAUGAAUCACGUAUUUAUGCCAGCUCGCGUGGUCGGGCAGAAACAGAAUUAACCGCAAAUCGACGUCAAUCGAGUGGUGGUUUAAUUUAUCCAAAUAUUCAAGUGCAUUGUUUAGAUGUGAGUCCAACCCUUAGGGGUGUAUCACUUCAAGCGAAAGCAGGAGAUUUGUUCGCCAUUAUGGCUACAUCACAUAGAGAAGGAACAGCUCUAACUGAAUGCCUGGCCGGCUUGACUAACAGAAUUGGCGGCGAGAUAUUAGUCAAUGGCCAGCAGAUCAACAAAUUUGGUCUGAAGGAGCUGUGCGGAUUCGUCCCGGCGCUAGAAAAUUCAUCCUUAGAUCUGCGAAUGAGCGUGCAAAGUACUCUCAAUUUCCAUGCAUCCUUACGUGGGCCGUACGACACUAGCGAUUUAAAGGAGAGGAUAAACAUGUUAAUAGAAGACCUGGGCUUAACAGCCGUAAGAACUGCAAACGUUUCGCGUUUGACCUACUCAGAGAAACAAAGACUUAGCGUAGCAUGUCAGCUACUGACUCAAGCCACAAUCUUGAUACUCGAUCAAGUCACAAGUAAAAUGGAUAUUUUCGAUACAUUUUUCUUAGUCGAAUACUUAAGGCAAUGGGCGAGCAGUGGACGAAUAGUCAUCAUGACCUUACAGCCACCCACUUUCGAAAUCUUAUCCAUGUGCACAUCCGUGCUAUUGCUUUCAGGCGGCAGAACAGUAUUUUCAGGAAGUAGAGCAGACCUGCCGCGACAUAUGGGCUCUUUGGGAUAUCCAUGUCCGCCAUUCAAAAAUCCAGCAGAUUAUUACCUGGAUCUUGUUACUUUGGAUGAUCUUUCGGCGGCCGCUAUGCUGGAAUCCUCGGCUCGAAUUGAAUCAUUGGCAACAUCGUGGGACCAAAUAAGCUCCGAACCACCUAUGGCCGCACCGCCAGCCAACUUACCGGCGUUCACAAUGCGGGCUGGAUUCUUCGGCCAAAUUGGUGCUUUGUUCAAGAGGUUCAUAGUGUACAAGCAGCCGGGAUCGUUGCUGUCGUGGAUCAGUAAGCUAAUCGCAGCAGCUGUGCUUUCGUUAUUUAUUGGAUGUAUAUUUUGGGAUGUGCCGGCGUCAGAUCCACAACUUAAUUUUAACGAUAGGUUAGGCUAUCACCAUUGCAUCAUGGCGAUUGCAUACUGGCCACUUCUAAUGUUGACAAUUCGUGAUGUCUAUGAAGAUAGGAAGUAUGCGGAACGAGAUAUUCGGCUGGGGUUGUAUUCGCGAUAUCUGUACAUUUGCAUUCAGUGUUUGUUGGGACUGUUCCCUAGCCUGUGUAUAUGGUUGGCGUACUUACUUCCUGCACAUAGUAUGGCUGGCCUUUAUUCUUACACAAAAAGCAGCGACACGGGCAUAUACCUGUAUAUGGGGUACAUGCUCCUCUACCUAACUGUCAUACAGACCUUGACUUUGUUCAGCACGAAUUUCAUGCCGACGAAGAUAUCAUCAACAGUAUUCGCAACAUUAGCAUCAAUUGGUCUACUGACGGUCGGAGGUUACACAGUGCAUCCGCGUGAUUUGUCCAGAUACUGGUCAUGGUCACAAAUCAUAUCACCGGAGAAAUGGCUACUACCGGUUCUUGUUGCAGAUGAGUUCAGCAACGAAACUCUAGCCAAGGCUGCAUCAAUUCAACCGUGCAGAAAUAAGCAGAUACAGCGCUAUGAGAUCAUUGUUCAGCAACCAUGCCCCGUUCCGAAUGGGACCCUGGUACUGGCCGACUUUAAGCUUCUUCCACAAGAUCACAUUCUCGAUACGCAUGAUAUGGUCGAGAGUUCAGUAAUAGCUUUAGUUUUAGGAGCAGUUAUCCUCUUCAUGUUAACAUUCAUUGUCUUCGUAUUUAACUGUCGGAGGAUCUUCAAGAAGGAGAAGAAAUCUUAAGUAACUCAACAAUCUAUAUAUUCCCUCAUGAUGGCGCUAUUACAUUAGUAUAUCCACACGACAUCGUUAGGUAGCUGUUUUUAAAUAAUUCACAUUCAUUGUAAAAUAAAAUCGUAAUUAAUAGAUAUACGUACGUACAAAGUAUAGAUUUACAUAUUAAACCCGUAAUGAAAUGGUAGCUAUUAUUUUUAUAUCGUGCUCUAAUCAAACGUGCAUUAUUUUGUUAAACAUAUUAUUAAGAUGUAAAUGAAAAAUAAAGGAACUAACUGUUGCAGCAAUACAAACA
Molecule: messenger RNA, 3438 nt
Organism: Hermetia illucens (black soldier fly)
Lineage: Eukaryota; Metazoa; Arthropoda; Insecta; Diptera; Stratiomyidae
Product: ABC transporter G family member 4
Exons: 11
Coding region: 513-3152 (879 amino acids)
Cellular component (GO): plasma membrane
Molecular function (GO): ABC-type transporter activity; ATP hydrolysis activity; ATP binding
Source: RefSeq, a predicted model, not a curated record